GCUAAUGACGCGCUGUGAUUGGUCAGGUAAUUUUAGCCUGGCACACCGUUCAGAUUGUGAACUGGGCUUUGAAUUUUUGGGUUGGAGGUGAACCGCUGCGAGCCUUCCUUUCCAACUUUCUUUUUAUCAGUUUCUAGUCGGCUGGGGGACGUCCAGGAGAGGUAAACCGUAGGUAGGAGUGUCUGUCGUCGAGAGUGGAUCGCGUUUUCCCCAGGAUUGCUUGUUUACCGGAGUUACGGGCGGAUUCGUGCGGUACCGGAGACGAGUAGAGAGUCCGAUGUACGGGCAGACCGGAACACCUUAGUCGGACGGGAGUCGUGUGUGUGUGUACAUAGUGCCAACAACAACUGCACAACUGCCGAAAACAAGUGUCCAUCCUUCCGUUUUGCAACGUUCUGUGUCGUGCAGGAUCUCAGGAGGACUACCAGCGUGUUUUGUCGUGUAAAAUGAGCUGAGAGCGCCCUCCCUGCCGCCCUGCAUAACGUGGCGAAAGGAGCCAGAGUUUAGUCCGAUUUUUGUCGGGACAGGGGACACAACAUGGCCGAGGAGGAUGCAGACAUCUCUCCCAUGGAGGCCUUUAUGGACAGUCCCUUGGUGGUCUGGGCCAAGACCUUCAGCCCUGGUUCUAAGGUGGAGUUUACAAACUUGGUGGAAGGAACAUUCCUCAACGAAAUGAUGCUCCAAAUUGACCCUCGACCGACUAACCAGCGGAUCAACAAGCAGGUGCAGGGCCAGGUGCACCUCCGGAUCCAGAACCUGGCCAUUCUCAUGAGGCACAUCAAGUCCUACUACCAGGAGGUUCUUCAGCAGCUGAUUGUGAUGAAACUUCCUGACAUCAUUGCUAUUGGCAAGGAGCCUGAAGGAGAACAAUGCAUCCAUGAGUUGAGGAAGAUACUGCUUUUAGUGCUGGGCUGUGCAGUACAGUGUGAAAAGAAGGAGGGCUUCAUUGAGAAAAUCAAAGAGCUAGACCUGGAUGUACAACAUGCUAUGGUUGGACAUAUUCAAGAGAUCACAGACAACACAGACAACAUCUUCUGUACCCAGUGGAGUGAGCUGACAGAGAUCCCUCCUGAGGAGCUGGACGGUCUGUCCAGAAACAUGUUCUACCAUCUCAAGAGACUGGUCAACGAGAGGGACGACUACUGUGAGGCUCUUGCAGAGAUCACACAAGAGAGGGACUACUACCAGCUGGCCCAGCAGGAGGCCAGCAAACAGGCACAGUCCCCGGUCACCCCGGGACAGCCCCAGGACAAGAACCACCUGACCGUGGAGCUGGCCGACACCAAGGCCAAACUCAGGAGACUCCGACAGGAGCUGGAGGAGAAGACGGAACAAGUCGUGGACUUCAAGCACGAGAUCGAGCAGACCAACCUCACGCUGCAGAAACUCCGGCAGGAGAACCUGGAGCUGAGCACGGACGCGCGCUCGGCGAGGGCGUACCGGGACGAGCUGGACGUGGCCAAGGAGAAACUGAGCAAGACAGAGAAGUUUGAGUCAGAGAUCCAGAGGUACAAGGAGAAACUCAACGACUUGGACUUCUAUAAGGCCCGGACUGAGGAGCUGCGUGAAGACAACAGGAUCCUCCACGAGACCAAGGCCAUGCUGGAGGAGCAGGUGGAGUCCCUCAGGGCUAAGAAGGAGAAGUGGGUGGAGGUGGAACAGGAGAACCUGAGGAUCAAGGCACAGCUGAAGGAGAUGGAGGAGAGAAGAGAUGAAGACAGGAGGAGGAUCCAGGAGCUGGUUGAUGAGAACAUGGCUCUGGAUCUGGACAAGAGACAGACACUUAACGAGUCCUUAACCCUCGGGAGGGAGCUGGAAGAUGCCAAAACCAAGAGCUCUUCAGGCUGGUCCUACAAAGGUUACUACCCGCUGGCGGCGGAGUGUAACGAGUCAGCGACCAGUCGCGCCCUGCGUCUGGAGAAGGAGAACAAGAGACUGGUGCAGGAGAUGGAGGAACUGAAGGAACAGAUGCACCACUCCGACUCCAGCAAUACAAGAAUGACAGAGUUGGAGAAGGAGAACCAGCGUCUGAGUGAGAAACUGAAGCGUCUGCAGGACAGCGCCACUAAGGAGACACAGAGUCUACUGGACCUGGAACAGUUCAGCGACGAUCUCAUCAAGGAUAAGGCUCAGCUUGAGCAGACAUUAGAAACAGUGAAGGAGAACAGUGAGCGACAGAUCAAAGAACUGGAGAGAGAGAAUGAACAGCUUCAACAGACGAUAAACACACUCAGGCAGAGAACGCAGAUUUCUUUAGACGCUCGCGUCAAGGAUAUCGAGAAGGAAAACAAGACGUUGCACGAGAGCCUGCGGGAGAAGACCAGCACGCUCUCUCAGGUGGAGCUGGAGAAGAAGCAGCUGAGUCGACAGUUCGAGAGAAUCCGGGAGAACGCGGAGAGGGCGGAGGAACUGGAACGGGAGAACACGAAAGUCGGCAGGGAGAAGGAACACCUCCAGAGGACGAUAGAAACGCUGAAGAUCUCGUGCGAGAACUUCGACCAGCUAGAGAAAGAGCACCACGCAAUGGAGAAGGAGCACAGGAAACUGAAGAAGGAGGUCGACGGUUUGAAGACGAAGGCGGAAAAGUUCGACGAAUCCGAGAAAGCCAACAUCCAGCUGAACGCGGAGAAGCAGCGGCUACAGAGGACCAUCGAGAACCUGAAGGGCACGGGCAGCAAAGUGUCGGAGAUCGAAGAAGAAAAGGAAGAGCUCGAAAAGGAAAAUCACCAGCUGAAGAAGAUGCUCACCACCUCGAAAGAAUCCGUCCAAAGGCUCGAGGAAGACAACUUGAGGUUGGACACCCAGAACCAGAAGUUGACAAAGUCGCUGGACCAAUCCAGUAGGAAGGUCGAGGAUCUUCGGAAGGAGAACACAGAGCUGGAAACGGAAGGCCAGAGGCUUCAGAAGAGUCUGGAAAACAUGAAGGCGUCUGGAAGGAAGCUACAGCGGCUAGAGAAGGACAAUCGCGACCUGGAGACGACAAACACACAGCUGGAGAGGAGUCAGAAGCAGUUGGAAAAGGAGAACAAGAGAUUGAGGCAGUCGAUGGACAUGAAGGAAGGCAUACUGGAGGACAGCAACACCAGGAUAGCCGCUCUGGAGAAAGAGAUCAGGCACAUGCAGAAGGACAGGGAGAGGAGUAAGGAUACGGACAGCAGGAUUCAGGAGUUGGAGAAGGACAACAAGGAUCUACUGAAGCAGACCACGAUGGACAAGAAAACGCUGGCGACACUGCGGGAGGAACUGGUGAACGAGAAACUGCACAACCAGCAGCUGACCAAUGAGCUGGAGAAGCUGGCAGCAGAACUGGAUAAGAUCGGUCUGAACAAGGAGAAACUGCUGCAACAGGAGCACUCACAGGACGAGAGUCGCUGGAAGGCCCUGGAGUCCCGUAUGGAGAGUGAACUGAAGAAGAGUCUGGAGAUUAAAGAGGAGAAGGUUCACGCGCUGGAGAGUCGUCUGCAGGAGUCUGUCAACAGGAAUCAGAAGCUGCGGGAAGAGUUGCGGACCCUGCGGCGGGAGCAUGAGGCCCUGCAGCAGAAGUACGAGGAGGAGCAGGGCUCCAGCCCGCCCAAGGUCACGGUCAGACGCACCACUCAAGGUGAAACCACCAGGGAACUCAUCAAGAUGAAGGAUCAGGUCAUCGAGUUGGAAAGAAAUAAUGCCAAAUUUGAGACGGAAAACAGCAGCCUAAAACAGCAAAGUAGAAGCCUAGAGUCCCAGUGCAACAAGCUGCAGCAGCAGGUGUCCUCUCUACAGUCCCACAAUGCCUCUCUACAAGGGCAGAACAGCAACCUGCAGUCCCAGAAUGCAAAGCUGCAAGUCGAACUCUCUACACUGCAAUCCCAGAAGUCCUCGGUGACUUCGGAGCACACCAAACUGCAAACUCAACAUUCCCAGGCGGAGACGCAGUACAGGUCUCUCCAGAAAAGGUACGACGACAUGAGGAGCGAACACACGGCUCUGCAAAAGGACUUUGAGAAGCUGCAGAAACUUCACCACACCCUCUCCUCGGACAAUGAAGCCAUGGCUUCGGAGCACAGCAUGCUGAAGUCCAACUUUAAGAUCCUGAAGAGUGACAACAAGAGGCUGGAGGACCAGUACAACUCACUUCUGAAGGAGAACGAGGGUCUGAAGAAGAUGAAGUCCACGUUUGAAUCAGUCAGGUCAGAGGACAGGUCCCUGGCUGCUGUCAAGGCAGAUAAUGAAAGGUUGCAGGCGACCAACAGGAAGCUGACAGCAGACUACCAGGACCUGCAGACGGACUACAAGAGUCUGAAGCAGACGUACAACAGUCUGCAGCUGGAGCACACCAAGCUGGCCGGAGACAUGAGGGACCUCCAGUCUCAGUACAUGCAGAUGGACAUGGCAACAUCCAAAAUGGAGGGCAGAUGUGAGAUGCUGCAGCAGCUAAACCGUACCCUGGAAGAGGAGAACAAACAGCUGAUGUCCCAGCUGACAAAGUUACUGGAACAGAACCAGGAGCUGUUGGCACAGACCCUGGAGAGCAAGGAACAGUUCCACGAGGAGGAGAGACAGUUCUCUGACAAGUUGAACGAGUUGCGGAGACAGAAAGAGAAACUGGAAGAGAAGAUCAUGGAUCACUACAAGGGGUAUGAACCAUCACCUCCCAGGAAGAAGGGCUUCAAAUUCUUCAACAAGUUAUCAGCAGCAAUGAGUAGGACAACCAAGGCACCGAAGGAGAGGGGGGACAAGAAGGCGUCCAAGGUGAGCAUGUCUGACCACGUGGACGGUCAGGGCGCUGAGCGGUCCGACAGUUCCUCCAUCGGCUCGUACGGCGACUCCCUGGACGGGUCAGCGGAGAACACCAACACGCAGAAAAGCAACAACCAAUCAGUUUCUGCUGGAGAUUUUCUUGAGUCUCCCCGCUCCCCAAGAAGUACGAGUAGCAGUCCCCGGAGAGUCACCACUCUGAAACGUUCCAUGUCUCAGGCCAUCGUGGACAAUUACAUUGACAUGGUGUUUAAGAGCAGGAGAACCAACCUGAGGAAACACAAGUACAGGAGCGAAACCGUCCUCAACACCAUCUUGAGGGACGAGAAAGAAGAACCCCAGCCAAAGGACAAGAAAAAGAAGAGGGUCCGUGUCCUGGACGACAACAAAAAAGCGCUGUCCAAAAGUCUGGACGACAUCGAUGAGGAAUGCAACAGAGACAGUGGCAUAGACUACGAACCCUACCCGUUGAGAGACAGGAAACAGAAGUACAGGAGCGAGCUGGUGCUGUACCGCACCUCGUACCCUUGGGACUAUGAAAUUGAGUCAUCAUCAUCAUCUAGACCCAGGCCGUUGCAGGAGCGGCGGAACCAUUACCGAAGUGAGGAGUUCCUGCACAGACGCUCCAUGCCCGCCCUUGAUGUGAUCAGUGAGAAUUUCUGUGCCUUGUCUAGUGAAGACCUCCACAUCAACAUUCCACCUGAAGCUGACUCACAAAGCUCAGGCUCUGCCGGGUCCCGACCAGCGUCGCACAACACCAGUUACAACAGCGAGGGCAACCGCAGUUGGUCCAAUUACAGCACCAACCUCUCGCCACGGAUAGACAUAGACCGCAUCAGAGCAGGCAGCUUGGGAAGCGAGGAUCACAUUCCAACCAAGGACCCCGGCAGUCUGGUCCCGCCCGUAGACCGCACCCGUACGGGCUCGUAUAAUUCGUACGACUCUAGGGACAGCUCGCCGCGGGAAUCCUCGUCCACGCCGAGGUCACACGCGUCCACGCCCAGGUCGCAGUACAACGCCGUGUCGCCCGGCAGCGAGAUGGUAUCGCUGGAGCAGUUCUUAGACGAAAGCAACAAGGUUCCCUCCCCACUGUUUACAAGGAAGAGAAUAGAGAAGAGGAGUCAGUCCCAGGACUCAGACUCGCUGCUGAAUGACAGACAGAAGGAUCACCUGGCCCGGAACAUGAUGUACAACUCCAUGGGACAGCUCCCAGUCGAGUCCCAUUCCACCAGGCCGCCCUCCAGUCCAAACUUCAAUGCCAGAAGACAACAUUACCAGUCCGAGGUCAACCUGUCGUCCAUUCCAAAAGACCGGAGUCAAGACCGGAUCCAUCCGGACUCGCGUGCCAUGUCGUCCUCUACCAGCCGGCUGGAUGGCAGCCAUCCUCCCGCGCCGCCUCAGCGAUACCCGCCUUCCAAGAUGCUGAGCCCGGCGCCCAACCCCCAGUCUUCCCCCGUCCAGACGCGUGUAUUGACAGUCUCCAACAGGCUGGAUCGCCUGUCCAAACCGUCAACUCCGAGCCAGCCCCAGACCGUCACCGUCAAAACCACCACCAUUCCCGGAACGGACAAGCCCACCCUCAUGGACGGGAAGACGCCGUCGCCGAGGCACGAUUACGGGGGCGGCGGGGACGCGCCUCGGAGACCGCCGCCGGAAUACACGAACUAUUCCCCCCGCGGUUACAAACCUCCGUCCACGAGCACUCCUCAGUCCGUCAGGUACUCCGACAGGCCCACGCCGAACCCGAGAAAUUUAAACUCUCAGUACGACACCAGACCGGACUAUAACAGAGACAGUAGGCCGAGUCCCAGGGAAGGACAGUACGGCAGGGCUCCCCCUUCUCCCAGACAACAGAGGGCCAACCCCAGACCACCACAGGAACAGAAAUCCUCCGUCAGACAAACGGCCGCCAUGUUCGAGCAAAAAGGCAGGGAUGACGACAGGAAGGGAGAACCACCAAAUAACCAGGGGGGACCCUCGGGGGCUGAGGGGUCGUCCAUUUGGUACGAGUACGGAUGUGUCUAGUAACUAGGGAACUCUGCUGUACAAAUCUUUUUUCUGAGUUUUCGUUUGGAAAUUUCCUUUCAAACUUCAUUGGCUGUAAUCAUUGAUGACGAGACUGAAAAGUUUGCCAAAAUUAUGUUUAAUUUGUCAUACAUACUGUACUUUGUGCAUUGCAAAAAUAUUGACUAUGUUGACAAUCAGAGGAAAAUUAUCUUGUUUAUAUAGAUAGCAGUUGUUUGUAAGCUAUAUAUGAGUGUACAUUUUGUUUUUUGACAUGUUGAGUGCACAUACAGUGUGGAGACUGCAGUGUGAAGGAGGGGUUGUGGUCUAAAAAUACCCAUGAUGUUUUGCUUUCCUAUUUAAUUUAAAACCUGUACAUUUGAUUUUCUUGUGGGAUUGACCAGCCCUGAUAUCAAAAUACACAGUAUUACACUGACUUCUCGUUUGUUUGUGAUCAUAGCACUUGUAUGAGUUUUUUUAAGAUGAUACCUUAGUUCUUCUUCAAUGACAGUCGUAUAAGUAAGACUGUGCACCGUGUCAAAAGAAAUACUGAGCAGGACAAUUUCAAUGGUUGUGUGUUUCAUAUAUUGUUCUUCCACCUGCCUUUAUAUAGAACCAUGUGUCUAUUGCAGUUACCACAGCCAACCUGUUAACGUUGUUUUGUAAACAAAUUGCUCUAAGCGUUGAACAUGGAUCCAUGAAGACCGAGGUUUGGGAUUUGUAAUUAUGGCUUUAUAUCGAACCUCGACGUUGUAAGAUUUUUUUUGUAUCGGCCAAAAUUGAAAGGAUGUAAAAUAAUAAUAAUAAUGACUUUCUACCCUGCGAUCAGAGUGUAAGCUAGAGUAGCUGACUUGCUGUUAUUUUGGAAUAAAGGAAGUUGUCUUCA
This is a messenger RNA of Branchiostoma belcheri (Belcher's lancelet), 7624 nucleotides long. Its product is annotated as girdin-like. The record is from RefSeq and is a predicted model, not a curated record. The transcript has 32 exons. Gene Ontology annotation, biological process: cytoplasmic microtubule organization; cytoskeleton-dependent intracellular transport. Lineage: Eukaryota; Metazoa; Chordata; Leptocardii; Amphioxiformes; Branchiostomatidae. The coding region runs from base 538 to 6759 and encodes 2073 amino acids. Gene Ontology annotation, cellular component: centrosome; cytoplasm. Gene Ontology annotation, molecular function: dynein light intermediate chain binding; microtubule binding.